Messenger RNA from Zophobas morio, 2294 nucleotides. It is a transcript of the gene Mys45A, whose product is annotated as protein SDA1 homolog. Gene Ontology annotation, cellular component: nucleolus. The record is from RefSeq and is a predicted model, not a curated record. NCBI's taxonomy places the organism in Eukaryota, Metazoa, Arthropoda, Insecta, Coleoptera, Tenebrionidae. Gene Ontology annotation, biological process: ribosomal large subunit export from nucleus; ribosomal large subunit biogenesis. The transcript is spliced from 3 exons. Bases 81 to 2231 code for a protein of 716 amino acids.
GUCCCUCUUUGUCUUAACAUAACCUAUUCACACGUGUUGAUUUUGUCAUUUUCAUGUAGAUUUCAAACAAUCCAUGCAAAAUGGUACGAAGACAUAAUAAUCAACUCCCUGAAAACUUACCACAGUUACAAAACUUAAUCAAACGAGAUCCAGCCUCCUACCAUGAAGAAUUCUUACAACAGCACCAACAUUUUCUGAAUACGAUUGAAGCCUUCCAGUUAAGUCCUGACCAAACUAAUAAAACUUUGGACGAUCUUGUGAUGUUUAUGGCACAAGUGGCUCAUUGUUACCCCAAAGAGUUACUUACAUUGCCACAACAACUGGUCGAUUUACUUGAGAAGAACAGCACGGUGUUGAAUAGUACAAUGAGGAUGACUUUCUGUCGAGCUCUUAUUCUGUUACGCAACAAAAAUUUGCUAACCCCUACAGACUUGUUGGAGUUGUUUUUUAAGCUUUUGAGGUGUCAAGAUAAAGCGUUGAGGACAUUUCUAGAAACGCACAUUAUAACAGACAUAAAGAACAUGAACGCUAAACAUAAGAAUGCCAAACUGAACACAUCGUUGCAGAAUUUUAUGUUCACGAUGUUAAAAGAUACCAAUUCAAGGGCGGCAAAAAUGUCAGUCGAUAUAAUGAUUGAAUUGUACAAGAAAAAUGUGUGGAAUGACGCCAAAACUGUCAAUGUUAUUGCGACUGGUUGUUUUUCGAAAUUUACAAAAGUCAUGGUGGCUUCUUUAAAAUUUUUCGUUGGUAAAGAUGAAGAAGAAAAGGAUUCAGACUCUGAUUCUGAAGAUGAAGUUGACCCGAAAGAAGUAAUGAUGGCUAAUAAAGUAAACAAAAAAACAAGAAAAAGGGAAAAGCAGUUGAACAAAGUGAAGAAGUUGGCUUCCAAAGCGUACAAGAAAAAAUCUGCAGCACCUACUUUUAAUUUUUCUGCAAUACAUUUACUUCAUGACCCACAAGGAAUGGCUGAAAAAUUGUUUCAUCAAUUGGAGUCAACAAACAAAAAAUUUGAAGUCAAACUAAUAACACUAGAUGUUAUAUCUCGCCUUAUUGGUUUACAUCAGCUCUUCUUAUUUAGUUACUACCCAUAUAUUCAACGCUUCUUGCAACCCCAUCAACGUGAAGUUACUAGAAUACUGCAAUUUGCAGCACAAGCUAGUCAUGACUUGAUUCCUCCAGAUAUUAUUGAAUCAGUUUUAAAAACCUUGGCAAACAAUUUUAUUACUGAAAGAAAUUCCUCUGACGUGAUGGCGAUAGGAUUAAAUGCAGUACGUGAAAUAUGUUUCAGAUGUCCUUUAGCAAUGAGUGAAGAUCUAUUGAGAGAUUUAGCUAUGUAUAAAACAUAUAGGGAUCGUUCAGUGAUGAUGGCAGCUAAAUCUUUAAUACAUUUGUUCAGAGAUACACGCCCUGAACUUCUGCAUAAAAAAGAUAGAGGGCGUCCUACAGAAGCCACUGAAGAACUAACUCCUAUGAAUUAUGGACAUGUUGACGCCAAAGAUUAUGUACCAGGAGCAGAAGUACUUCUACGGGAAGACAAUGAAGAAGUGGAAAUAGAUUCAGAAUCAGGUUCAGAUGAUGAGGAGUGGAUAGACAUAAAACACUCUUCUGAUGAAGAAAAUGUGAGUGAAGAUGAUGCAACAAAUAGUGAAAGUGAAGAACAAUCUGGGGAUGAGGAAGAUGAUGAUGAAAGCGUCCAAGAUCUUGUAGAAGAGGAAGAAGAAACUGAAGUUGAAAAAAAGACGCAACCAAAACGGAAAAUAUUAAAAGCGAAAAGGUCAAAAGAUGAAAAGACUUCUAAAAGAGAACAAGCGCAUCAAAUUACAAUUGAUAGGAUUUUAACAGAUGAAGAUUUUAAAAGAAUUGAUGUGGCCAAUAUCAAGAAGCACAUUCAAGGGUCCAAGAAAGGUGCCAAGAGAAAAAUUGAAGAAACAAAGUCGAAUGAACGGAAUGAAUUCGUGAAAUUGGGCGAUAUUGAGAACAUUUAUAAAAAACGAAAACAUGAUAAGCAAAGUAGAAUAGAAAGUGUCAGGGCAGGACAAGCAGAUAGAGAGAAGUUUGGUUAUAAAGAUGGAAGAAUGAAUAUUCAUUGUUCAAAAACCAACCGAGAAAAGCGGAAAAAUAAGAAUUACCUUAUGGUUAAACACAAAGUGCAGAGCAAAGGAAAACGGAGUUUCAAGGACAAGCAAAUUGCUCUUAGGAACCAUUUGAUUAAGUUAAAAAAAAUGAAAUAAAUGUAAAGCGACAAUUUGUACAUUAAUUGUUUAUUUAUGAAGUUAAUAUAAUGUUGCUUUUUA